CAUCCGUACCCAUCACCCGAAAUGCCACCGCUUCGUCCCUUUCCCCCAAACCCUAAAAUCCCUAAAAACAUCCCAAAUUCCUGCGAGAUUUUAGGUCGACUGAGAGAGAGAGAGAUCGGUCUCCAAGAUGAAGCCAGUAGUGGGAAUGGUGGUAUCGAACAAGAUGCAGAAGUCUGUAGUGGUCGCAGUGGACCGCCUCUUUCACCACAAAACCUACAAUCGAUACGUCAAGAGGACCAGCAAGUUCAUGGCCCACGACGAGACCAACGAGUGCAACAUCGGCGAUCGAGUUCGGCUGGAUCCUUCAAGGCCAUUGAGCAAGCGGAAGAACUGGGUUGUUGCCGAGAUCCUUCGAAAGGCCAAAGUCUACAAUCCACUCUCAUUCACUGCUCCAUCAACCACCGUGGCUGAUGGCAACACCAAAACUGCCACCAUUCCAGCUUCCUGAAGACGCCAUUGAUAUAACUGUAAGCCGUUGGAGUUUGGGAACAAAAUUCUAUUAAUUGCAAAUGUUUGGGUAAUCAUUUUAUAAGGUUAGACUAAAGUUGUGUCAUGAUGAUCCGAAACUGUAUGAUUUCCUCGAAAAGGUUUGUUGUUGGUUAUUUGUGAUGUUAUUUUGACAUCGGAGACAUUGGCCUCAACGAGAUUUAUGGAUUACUGAUUGUUAUUAGUA
This is a messenger RNA of Asparagus officinalis (garden asparagus), 673 nucleotides long. RefSeq names its product 30S ribosomal protein S17-like. Gene Ontology annotation, cellular component: ribosome. The record is from RefSeq and is a predicted model, not a curated record. Gene Ontology annotation, molecular function: structural constituent of ribosome. NCBI's taxonomy places the organism in Eukaryota, Viridiplantae, Streptophyta, Magnoliopsida, Asparagales, Asparagaceae. The coding region runs from base 128 to 448 and encodes 106 amino acids. Gene Ontology annotation, biological process: translation. The transcript is spliced from 2 exons.